UUGAGCUUAUUAUCAGUUCUUGCCAUCUUCGAUACAGAGCUAAGAAGGCAACAACAGCCCUUUGGGUGAGAAAACCAAUGGGGAGAGCUCCAUGCUGUGAGAAAAUGGGACUGAAGAAAGGUCCUUGGACUCCGGAGGAAGAUCAGAUUCUCAUCAAUUACAUUAAUCUCUACGGCCAUGGCAACUGGCGAGCACUCCCAAAACAAGCUGGUUUACUGAGGUGUGGAAAGAGUUGUAGGCUACGCUGGACUAACUAUUUGAGGCCAGACAUCAAAAGAGGGAAUUUCAGCAGGGAAGAAGAGGAUACCAUAAUCAACUUACAUGAAAUGCUCGGUAAUAGAUGGUCGGCUAUUGCAGCGAGAUUACCGGGACGAACAGACAACGAAAUUAAAAAUGUAUGGCACACCCACUUGAAGAAGAGGCUGAAACCGAACCAUGGCUCCAUUGAAAACAAGCGACAACCCAAAUCCAACGUUGAUUCAUCCAAGGACAUCAAAAAAGAACAACAAGAACCCAUGAAUUUUCUAAGCCCUGCUGUAAAUGCUGCAGAUAAUAGGCCUGCUUCCCCACCAGAAUCCAGCAGCGAGGUUUCCACAGUAACGACAAGCGAAAACAACAGUAACAUGUGUAUGAACAAGAUUGAAACACAAGAAUAUGUCUCUGAAAUCGAUGAGAACUUCUGGUCGGAAGUAUUGUCGGCCGACAAUUCAAGCAUAGCUAGCGACUUACAAGUUGCUGGUUCAGACCAGCAACUUCAUCCUCAAUACUUGCCAAGCUCCCCAUUACCGAAGUUGGAAACAAUCAAUGACUAUGGUUCAAAUCUAUAUGAUACUGAUACUAACAUGGAUUUCUGGUACAAUCUUUUCGCAAGAGUGGGGGAUUUAUCAGAAUUGCCAGAAAUUUGAGUAGCUCGUAAUUAACUCAUCGGCCACGUUAAUUAGUUGUAACCCUUUUAUUUUCUUUAUUUGUUUUCAAUUUUAACCUCAUGAUUAUUCAGUUGGAGAUGGAGAUAAAAGGAAAAUCAAUAAUAAUCCAAAGUUUGCUGA
Messenger RNA from Gossypium raimondii (Peruvian cotton), 1046 nucleotides. RefSeq names its product transcription factor MYB30. The record is from RefSeq and is a predicted model, not a curated record. The transcript has 3 exons. Lineage: Eukaryota; Viridiplantae; Streptophyta; Magnoliopsida; Malvales; Malvaceae. Bases 78 to 905 code for a protein of 275 amino acids.